Messenger RNA from Centrocercus urophasianus (Greater sage-grouse), 3119 nucleotides. RefSeq names its product phosphatidylinositol transfer protein cytoplasmic 1 (gene PITPNC1). Bases 93 to 1034 code for a protein of 313 amino acids. Lineage: Eukaryota; Metazoa; Chordata; Aves; Galliformes; Phasianidae. Gene Ontology annotation, molecular function: phosphatidylinositol transfer activity; phosphatidylinositol binding. Gene Ontology annotation, biological process: phospholipid transport. The record is from RefSeq and is a predicted model, not a curated record. Gene Ontology annotation, cellular component: cytoplasm. The transcript is spliced from 9 exons.
GCGAUCCGCUGCCCCGCGCGCGGCUGCGGGCGCGAGCACUGCGCGGCAUCGAGCGCUUCUCGGCUGGCCGCUCCGCACCGACGCACGGGAAUAUGCUGAUGAAGGAGUACCGGAUCUGCAUGCCGCUCACCGUGGAGGAGUACAGAAUUGGGCAAUUGUACAUGAUAAGCAAGCACAGCCAUGAGCAGAGUGACCGAGGUGAAGGUGUCGAAGUGGUGCAGAAUGAGCCUUAUGAGGACCCAAACCACGGCAAUGGUCAGCUAACAGAGAAACGUGUCUAUCUCAACAGCAAACUACCUAGCUGGGCUAGAGCAGUUGUUCCGAAAAUAUUUUAUGUUACAGAGAAGGCUUGGAAUUAUUAUCCUUAUACAAUCACAGAAUACACAUGUUCAUUUUUGCCUAAGUUCUCCAUUCACAUAGAGACAAAGUAUGAGGACAACAAAGGAAGCAAUGACAGCAUUUUUGACAAUGAAGCUAAAGAUCUGGAACGAGAAGUCUGCUUCAUUGAUAUUGCCAGUGAUGAAAUUCCUGAGCGCUAUUACAAGGAAUCGGAGGAUCCUAAAUAUUUCAAGUCACAGAAGACUGGGAGAGGCCAGUUAAAAGAAGGCUGGAGAGAGACCCAUCAGCCCAUUAUGUGUUCCUACAAACUUGUGACUGUGAAAUUUGAAGUUUGGGGACUUCAAACCAGGGUAGAACAAUUUGUACACAAGGUGGUCAGAGAUAUACUCCUGAUUGGUCACCGACAGGCUUUUGCCUGGGUUGAUGAGUGGUAUGACAUGACGAUGGAUGAAGUCCGAGAGUUUGAACGAGCAACUCAGGAAGCUACCAACAAGAAAAUUGGCAUUUUCCCACCUGAAAUAUCUAUCUCUAACAUUUCCAUGCCUUCUUCAACCCGCAGUGCUCCAUCUAGUGCUCCGUCAACUCCUCUCUCUACAGAUGCUCCUGACUUCCUAACAGUACCCAAAGACCGGCCUCGGAAAAAGUCUGCACCAGAAACCCUCACUCUUCCAGAUCCAGAGAAAAAGAAAAAUUAAAUUAACCCAGCAUGAUUCCUCCUGAUAAGCCAUGGCUACCGCAGCAAGAGUAACAUAUUGUAGUUUCUAGGAAGAUUGUGGUGGUUGGUUGGUUGUUGAUGUUUGGAUAUUUUUGCUUAAAAUAAUUUUACUGUUGUGGAAAGACUGUUUCUUUCCUCAGACUUGAUCCUCAUAAUCUUCAGAGAAGUGCAUGCAAAAGAACAUAGUUGCUAUAUCUAAAGUAGUGUUCCAAGCCAUAUGGUCCAUCUUACUGACAUACGAUGAAGUCGUCUGAGGAGAACUCUAUAAAAGAAAGUCUUUCUGUAGCAGUAUCUCUAUGUACAAAUCCACAUCUAGGUCAUAGCAUUUAUAUUUAGGAAUAGGUAUUUAGUAAAGCUGCCAAGGACUUCUGAGGCAAAUCUGUGCCAACCAGAAUGCAGGGUUAAUAGGAAAAAAGCUCCCUUUUUCUUUGUUUUUUUUAACUGAUUUUAAAAUCCUGUUCUCAGGCUUGUCGUGUGUAUUCAUAAACCUUUGACCUGCAACUCAUUGUACUUGAACACCAAUAACAAUCACUCAGAAUCAUAUCGUGCUUAAUAUGACUCAGGAUUUGGGGCUUGGCUAACAAAAAUGAAACUUUUCAAACCUAAAAUAUCACUGUAUGAAGCCCCAGUUGUAAUUAAUUAUAUUGACUUUGAGGCCAUUUAAGUAUUUCUAUCUUGCACAGAAUUUGUAAAAGAAACCACCUAUUUCUUGUAGAUAAUGUAUUUUAAUAGCUCUCCCCUGUCCUUUUGUGAUAAAACUUAAGUUCGUACUGGUGUUCGUCAGUGGUGUUCUGUGUACAAGAUUGGGGGAAAAAAGCAGCUAAGUUGAGCCAGUUGAGAAGGAAAACCAAUGAAUUCUGUCUUGCCCACUCUGGAAAGAGAGUGCUGGUUACCCUGUAAGACCUUGAAUGUAAAGGAGAGAAAAUAUGAGACUCUUUUCUUUCCUGCCUCUCAUCUUUCCUAACCAGCACAAUCUCUGCUGUCAGAAAGCUGGCUCUAGGCUUUACCACUGUCUCUUAGGGAAGGGAUGAAUAAAAUCAGUCACUUGGAAAAGCAAAUGAAUCUUGGGGCUUCUCAGUCCCACGUAGGUGGCAUUAAGGAAACAGCAGUGCUCCUCCUGGUCUGCGCGUGAAAUCACUCUUCAAUCUCAGGAAUUAAAAUACAGAAAGGAUGCUUCCCAGCUUGGAAGUGUAGAUUGUAGGGGGAAGAGAAAUGAAUUUCAGAAGUGUUCUCUUCCUUCAUUUUUUAUCAAAAAGUAAACUCAGUGACAAACCUUCCUUCUGGCCCCCCCUUUGGGGUACUUUGUUCUCUUUCAGACUAAUUGCUAUUUAAUUAAUGUUGUCCAUAUCUAUCUCAAUUGGUAGCUGUAGUAGGCAUUAAAUAAGCUGGUGUUCUAUUCCCAGUGAAUGAUAGCUAUUACCUGAAUCAUAUGAUUAAAGUCAGUAGUGUUUUGUACCACUGGUGGUGAUGUACAUGGAUGCAAAACAGUCCUCCAGAGCUGAACUGUCACUGAACAUUGAACAAUCAGUUUGGGGAUGGCCUUUUACCUGCAAGGAAGUUUGUGCCAUCUUCUCUGCACAAUGCUAUGAUUUGACUGGCUUCAAUGCACUGAACUUCUCAAUGGCUGUAGAUCCAAUAGAAGUUAUGUUGAAUGUGUGGUAUUUCUAGAGUAGUUGUAGAGCAGGGAAGGUGAUUCUGCUGUCAACCUGCACUGAAAACAAGUGUAUAUUUGUUUGAUAGUUUAAACCCUGUACCUAGCAAAGUCUAGUAGCUCUUUGUAGGUUAGCUAUGAUCUGACUUCAUGUAUUUUCCCACUUACUGUCCAUGUUUUACGUUGUUUCCCAGAGGUUGUAAUUCUGUGUAGUCAGUAAACUAGCAGGUGAUAAUGAUUUUUCGUUUGAAAAUAGCUGCUGUAAUGCUACAAACAAAACUUUCCUUCGUUAGUAAAUGAUUUCAUCUUAAAAUUGUGAGACAUAGUAAUGACUAUAACUGGUCUAAUCUCUCUUUUUUUUUUAAUUUGGUAGCAUGAUUGAAACAUUGGCUGAGAAGGGAAACUCUUGAAAAG